Molecule: messenger RNA, 457 nt
Organism: Amphibalanus amphitrite
Lineage: Eukaryota; Metazoa; Arthropoda; Thecostraca; Balanomorpha; Balanidae
Product: DNA-directed RNA polymerase III subunit RPC5-like
Exons: 5
Coding region: 131-457 (108 amino acids)
Biological process (GO): DNA-templated transcription
Cellular component (GO): nucleus; RNA polymerase III complex
Source: RefSeq, a predicted model, not a curated record
UAGAGUGCAGUGGUUGUUCCUGAAUGGUGCGUUCCCAGACCGCUUCAACUUUGCUUGCACUACUGCAUCGCAUUCGGUAUCAACGUUUACCUGAUUCUGCUGGAAAUAGACGCAUUGAGAAAGCAGGGAAAUGCAGGCUCCACUCAUCAAGAAGGAGAAGGAUGCAGAUGAAGACGAUGAGGUCGUUUCAGAGAUGCCGGUGUUCCUGUCCAAGGGUCUGCAGGACAAGCUCUGGGUGCUGCAGUACCCAGUGCGGCCGGCGCACAUGACAUACGACCACGCCCACUUCCUGGAGGCUCAGCUGAAACCGACGCAGCACCAGCUGCAGCUCUCGCUAGAAGUGGACACCAACAGCUCCAGCUACGACUCCAGCAAGGGCGAACAAAUUGCCCUCAACGUGGAUGGAAGCCGGCUGACGCGCGACCAAAACGACCUCUACUACUCCAGGUAUGAGUGA